Molecule: messenger RNA, 507 nt
Organism: Centruroides sculpturatus (bark scorpion)
Lineage: Eukaryota; Metazoa; Arthropoda; Arachnida; Scorpiones; Buthidae
Product: glutamate receptor ionotropic, delta-1-like
Exons: 5
Coding region: 1-507 (168 amino acids)
Cellular component (GO): membrane
Molecular function (GO): glutamate-gated receptor activity
Source: RefSeq, a predicted model, not a curated record
AUGGAUAAAUCUCAGAAUAAAAUGACAGGAGGAAUUCGUUUCCGAGCUUUUAAAGCUCUUCAAGACAAACUAAAAUUUAGUUAUUCCAUAGCUAAGCCAGUAGAUGAUUUCUUUGGAAAAUUAAGCAAAAAUGGAACAUGGACAGAAAUGUUUGGAAAAAUUACAAGACAGGAAGUGGACAUGGGAAUCAUUUCAAACUUUAUUAAUUUCGAUUUGUAUUCAAUCAUGAAGUUUUCUGCAGUGGUAGGAUAUCAGUCUGGAGUGUUCAUUGUGAAGAAACCUGAAAAAAUCCUUAAUUGGAGUUCCGUUAUCGCUCCAUUUUCCUAUAUGAUAUGGAUCGCUAUGUUUAUAACCGUCAUUGUGUUUGGACUAGUGUUACACAAAGUGUUAGAACGAGACUUUGCAUUACAAGAUAUAGAAGUAUUUUGGCCAAGAAGUAAGGUUUUCUGGAAUUUGUUCCGAAGUUUCGUAUAUCAAGGAUCUAGUUAUAGCGGGACUUUAAUGUAG